Messenger RNA from Phyllostomus hastatus (greater spear-nosed bat), 3590 nucleotides. RefSeq names its product galectin 8 (gene LGALS8). The transcript is spliced from 10 exons. NCBI's taxonomy places the organism in Eukaryota, Metazoa, Chordata, Mammalia, Chiroptera, Phyllostomidae. The coding region runs from base 847 to 1860 and encodes 337 amino acids. The record is from RefSeq and is a predicted model, not a curated record. Gene Ontology annotation, molecular function: carbohydrate binding.
CGGGGGCGCCAGGGAGCCGCGGCGGUGGGCGCGCCGGCUGCCGAGGGGCUGCGGCAGUCACUGUCCUAGGUCGGAGUUGAUGGCUGGGCCCAUCUCCCGUCAGCCCGCCCGGUGUGGUGCGGGGCUCCUGUCGCAGGCCGGCGAUCUGGGGUGGCUUACUCCCCCGCCGCUUAAAUGACAGGGUCUUAAGUUUAGUGACAGACCCCGCGGGUCCCCGGGUUCGCUCUGAACGCGCCCUGUGAGAAGCCGAGUCGCUGGACUGCCUGUCAAACUUUAGGAAACGCAGGUUUUCCGAAAGGCGCCGAUGCUCCUAGAAAGGUAACACUGGCUCCCUGCCCCGGCGGCCGGCGUUGCUGACACUCGGGGAGCGACGGGCUCCAGAAGCCUCGGGGCUGGGCACGGAGUGGCCCUGGCUUCUCUGCGUCCUAGUCUGUCUCCUACGUGUGGGUAAAGACAGGCCUGCGCUAAACCAGGAGGAUUGCAGUUUUCUCACCCGGGACCGAGUGCCGGCUGCGUCUGCGCAUGCUCCAUGCGGCGUGGGCGCCGCGGGCGGAAGUCAGCUGGCGAGCUGGAGUUUCGUUUUUCUUCUAGCUGUUAGGUCAUCGUCUUCCCUGGCACUGUGAACCGUCCCCACGCAUCCUUUUUUUAACAUUAUAUUUGAGCUACGGCAUCAGGUUAGUUUCAGGUGUGCGGCACAGAGACUCCUCACCUUUUUACCUUACGAAGAGAUCACUGCGGGCAGCUGCCUGAGUUUCGAUCUGGGAAGCCUUUCAAUGAAACUUGCUUAAAGUCUGAGAUCGUACACAGCAGAGAGACCCCCCGUCAGCAGCACAGCAGAAAAGAAGGAUGUUGUCCUUAAACAACCUGCAGAAUGUCAUCACUAACCCGGUAAUCCCCUAUGUUGGGACCAUUUCUGAGCAGUUGGAGCCUGGAACUUUGGUUGUAAUACGUGGGCAUGUUCCUGGUGAUUCAGACAGAUUCCAGGUGGACUUCCAGAGCGGCAGCAGUGUGAAACCCCGAGCUGACGUGGUCUUCCACUUCAAUCCACGUUUCAAAAGGUCCAACUGCAUCGUGUGCAAUACUCUGAAAAACGAAAAGUGGGGGAGGGAAGAGAUCACCUACGACAUGCCUUUCACAAAAGAAAAGUCUUUUGAAAUUGUGAUUAUGGUGCUGAAAGACAAAUUCCAGGUGGCUGUAAAUGGAAAACAUACACUGCUCUAUGCCCACAGGAUUAGCCCAGAGAAAAUAGACACUCUGGGCAUUUACGGCACAGUGAAUAUUCACUCAGUUGGUUUCAGCUUCAGCUCGGUGAGUGCCCUUCCCUCCUUCCAUAGGGUGGGGCCUUCUUCGAUGAUUUCUGAUGACAUGGGAGAUUUAAGAAGUAGCCCAGCACCAACUCUGGAACUGACAGAGAUACGUCCAGAAAAUGUACAAAAUGCUGGCAUGUCACAAUUUACUCUGCCAUUCGUGGCGAGGUUGAACUCCUCCAUGGGCCCUGGGCGGACUGUCGUCAUUAAAGGAGAAGUGAAUGCAAAAGCCAAAAGCUUCAAUGUUGAUCUAAUAUCAGGAAAAUCAAAGGAUAUCGCUCUCCACUUGAACCCACGCCUGAAUAUUAAAGCUUUUGUAAGAAAUUCUUUUCUUCAGGACUCCUGGGGAGAGGAAGAGAGAAAUAUUACCUGUUUUCCCUUUAGUACUGGGAUGUACUUUGAGAUGAUCAUUUAUUGUGAUGUUAAAGAAUUCAAGGUCGCGGUAAAUGGUGUUCACUGCCUGGAGUACAAACACAGAUUUAAAGAGCUUAGCAAUAUCGACAUGCUGGAAAUUGAUGGCGAUAUCCACUUGCUGGAAGUAAGGAGCUGGUAGCUGGCAUGACUGCAACAAAAACUAAAAUACAGAAUGGCUGAUAUGACACUGGCCUUGUACAAUGCAUCGCACGAUCAUAUUGUCUAUAUAUUGUAAAAAUGAGCUCAUACAACGUUAGUCCUGCUGGGUGUUCUCAGUCAUGCAGUUGGGGCUUUGUCUAGCACGGGAGGAGGGUAUUCCAGGCAACAGCACCUGACCCAUUACUCAGGCCUUGCCGCUCUCUUCCCCACCCAGUCUCUCGGUUAUAACCCACUUCACAUUCAGGAAGUACUUGUGAGGUGCCUACUCUACUACAGUAGCUAACACGCAUUGAGCACUUACCUUUGUCAGCACUGCACUGGGAGCUGGGGACGUACAUACGGUGGUGCCCAAAACCAUGUUCCCCAUACUCUUGAGCUUGGAAUCUUCUGUGCUCUGCUCUCGUGCCACUGUUUCUUCAGCAGGCUAGCAUAACCUCACCAGGGACUUGGAAUUACUCAGUUACUAAUUCACCUAAAGACUAAUUUAUAGAGGACACCACUCCUGUCCUGGUGGCCACAUUAUUAAGGAGGCUUCUUUCCUGUCCCCAUAGAUGAGGAGUUGAUACUAAUAUCUGGCAGUUUCCUUUAGCACAAUAAACAUCUAGCUCUGCUAGCUAUAAGCAUUACCAAAGAAUGAACACUGAAAUCUGAACACAGCACAAAGAUUAAUGCAAAAAAACAAAAUAAAGCCCCAACAACAACAAAAACAAGCAAAACCAACAAAAACAAAUGGUGCAGAUGGUGUUGAAAUUAACUUGAUGUGUAUCACAAGGCCAUUGACUUCUGUACCAGUGAGUGAUUAUUUUAGAAUGUAUGAAUUUAGGGUGUCCAAGGUCUGCACAUACCUCUAUAGAGAGUUUAAGGUAGAAACAAGAGGAAUUCGAUUUGCAAAUGUUUAUGGGUAACAAAGCGAAAUCAAGCGUUGAUUUAAUGAGUACUUAUGAAAUAGGCACUAUCAGAAAGUAAAAUACACCAACCGAGACCAAAGUAGAGAGAGGCAACAUAAACACCUGUUGAUUCUCCACAUGCAAAGCAGCACUGCCUCUCCACUGUUCUAAAGAUUAGUCCACGGUCAUUAGCCUGGGAUCAAAACAUUGUUCUACUUUAAGUGAUUAAAAUCAAACUUGUAUCAGCAAGCUAAAUUGUUGCAUUUCUGUAAUUUUUUUCUGUUAUUCUUUGAAGCGAGUUGGCAGAAGUUCUUUGCAGAAUUCUUACAGGUCAGAUCUUGUUACAGGAAAUUUCAAAGGCCUGGGAGUGGGGAGGUAAAAAGCCAAGGCAGCCAGAUCAUUCUGUCACAUUAGCUUGCUGGGCUGGACUCUGCCAGGCUUUAGGAGUAUUUUCUUAAUAGAUGUUGGUUAUUUUUUGUGUCCAUAUACUGAAAAGAAUACUAGUACCAUUUUAAAAGUUCUCAGUGGUAGGAACUUCUAGCACUUCUUUCCUACCUUUUCAUGUUAAUUUAUUAUUCUGAGUCUUUCCAAGCUCAAAAAACCAUUGAUAGGGUGGGGAGGGGCCGUGUUUGGGAAAGUUAUAGAAGGGGAAGGCUCUAGAAUCCCUCAGGGUUAUUCUUUUUUUCCUAAAAGAACAUCAGAUUGCAUGACUGAGAUUUCCCUCUAAGUCUUAAACAUAGUUCAUUUUCAUUUUUGUUUUACAUGGAGAUUGUAAAACAAAAGACUGAUUCUUUGAUAGAAUAAAUAACACAGUCUUAAAAUA